This is a messenger RNA of Paramecium tetraurelia, 879 nucleotides long. RefSeq lists its product as uncharacterized. NCBI's taxonomy places the organism in Eukaryota, Ciliophora, Oligohymenophorea, Peniculida, Parameciidae. The transcript has 2 exons. The record is from RefSeq and is a predicted model, not a curated record.
AUGAGAAUAUUUAAAUAGGCAUUCGAGAGUAUUCAAGGGAAGAAAGGGGAAGAGGAGAACAAAUCUGGUUCAAAAGGAGCCUUUUAUGUAGAUGAACAAUUCAUGACACCAGAGUUUCUGUACAAACAGAACAACAAAGAGGUGCAAUUAGGACAAUAAAAGAAAAUAAAUUUAACGAAACAAUUUUUUUUAACUAUGUCUACGAUGGAGAGCAAAUUCAAUUUGUCUCCAAUCAAACAAAUAAAUAUGGUGGAUUAAUUGGUUGGAAUGUAUUAGGAAUGUGUUCAAUAAUAUGAUACUCUUAUGGAUCCCAUUAAAUAUUAUUUCUUAGACAAAAUUAAGAAUAUAGUUUAACAGGCUGACAAGUUUACUUAAAGAGAACCUAGAUCGUUAUAAUCUUCGGAAAGGAAAAUUCAAUAACCUACUUAAAUAAUGAGUAGUGAAGUUAGUUACUUCAAGGAUUUCGAGGAUUUUAACGAUAGGAUUGAUAAGCCCACUGAGUAUGCUACUCCGAAGAACGAAGAUCAGUAUAAAGAAAUCGACAAUAAGAAACUUGUCAUUCAACUUCAAAAUUUGAUAGAAGAAGGCAAAAAGAAUAAAGAGAAUCCAGAUAUCAUCAUGAAGAAUCACGAAUCUCCAUAAUCUUAAUUUAAUGAUACCAAAUAAGCAUAAAAAAUAGAUGAAUCAUCUACUAAGAAGAGAUCACCAAAAAUAGAAUUCAGAAAUGAGAAUAAUGAAACACCCAUUCCGAAAUUGUUGCUGAAAGAGGAACAUCAAGUCAAAUAGAAUGUGGUGGAAUCACAAUUGCAAAAUCAAUCAAAGUCUAUCUAGGAUAGAUUAAUGGCCAGAUAAAAAAGUCAAAAGAAAAAAGAAACUUGA